Molecule: messenger RNA, 1521 nt
Organism: Marasmius oreades (fairy-ring Marasmius)
Lineage: Eukaryota; Fungi; Basidiomycota; Agaricomycetes; Agaricales; Marasmiaceae
Exons: 7
Coding region: 1-1521 (506 amino acids)
Biological process (GO): purine nucleobase biosynthetic process; purine nucleotide biosynthetic process
Cellular component (GO): cytoplasm
Molecular function (GO): amidophosphoribosyltransferase activity
Source: RefSeq, a predicted model, not a curated record
AUGGUUCGGGACAUCUUCGAUGAAAAGUCUAUACGAAGUCUGGUGGGAGGCAUGGGGGUAGGCCAUGGUGAAUAUUCGGAACGCUUUCAAGUUUGUUCUUCUGUGUCUCAGCUCCCUAAAACAGUUCGCUACCCAACUGCUGGUAGCUUUAACCAUGCUGAGGCUCAACCAUUCUACGUCAACUCUCCCUAUGGCAUCGUUUUCGCACAUAACGGAAAUUUAAUCAAUACGUCCUCCUUGUUGAGGUUUAUGGAUGCCACUGCCCACCGUCAUAUAAACACGUCUUCAGAUUCCGAGUUGCUGCUCAACAUUUUCGCAGACAAUUUGCAGAAGACUGGAAAGUUCCGCAUCAAUGAAGAAGACAUCUUCACUGCUAUCGGUAACUUGAUGGUCCAGUCCAGAGGUGCAUAUGCCUGUGUCGCGAUGCUAGCUGGUUUUGGUAUCAUUGCUUUCAGAGAUCCCAAUGGAAUUCGACCAGUUGGUAUGGCGUCUAAAAAGUCGGCGGGAGGCUAUGAUUAUUUGUUCGCUAGUGAGAGUGUUGUGGCGGAUGCUGGUGGAUUCAGUGACUGGGAUGAUGUCAAACCAGGUGAAGCCAUCAUCAUAACUAGGGACAGGGUGUCAAGACGGCAGGUUGCUGAACCGGCAACCUUUGCGCCUGACAUUUUCGAAUACGUUUACUUUGCACGACCAGACUCGGUUCUCGACGGUAUUAGCGUGUACAGGAGCCGCAUGGCCAUGGGUGAUGCCUUGGCGGAUGAAGUUCAGAGGGUCCUGAAGGAGAAUAAACUUUCGGUGGACGUGGUGAUACCUGUUCCAGAUACUUCGCGGGUUGCCGCUUUGAAUCUCGCACAAAAACUCAAGUUACCCUAUCGCGAAGGUUUCGUCAAGAACCGUUAUGUUGGGCGAACAUUCAUUAUGCCUGGGCAACAGAUGCGCAAGAAGAAUGUCCGCCGGAAACUUAAUGCUAUGGCGCUAGAGUUCUCUGGAAAGAACGUUCUCAUCGUAGAUGAUUCGAUCGUACGUGGCACAACAUCGAAGGAGAUCGUCCAGAUGGCCAAGGAUGUGGGGGCGAAGAACGUGAUAGUCGCUAGUUGCGCUCCACCUCUACGAUUCCCCAAUGUCUACGGUAUCGACAUGCCGUCACGAGCCGAACUCGUUGCUCACGGAAGAGACGAUAAGUCGAUAGCCUCUGCAAUUGGAGCUGAUCUGGUCAUUUUCCAGACUCUUCCGGAUCUUGUCGAGUCUGUUCGCCAGCUCAACAAGAACAUCGAAUCGUUUGACUGCUCCGUAUUCACCGGAGAAUAUGUGACUGGGGGUGUUGAUGAGGAGUAUAUGGCCCACCUAGAGAGUCUGCGCGCCGACAACGUGAAGACCAAGAUGAAGAAUAUGGCGAGAGAUUGUGAGAGUGAUGUGGAAUCGGCAGAUUCUGCCAGUACUCUAGUAAACGGUCAAGUUGCUGGAAGCGGGCCGGUCAACGGUCCCGAUGAAACUGUUGGCCUGCAUAAUUCAUGGCACUCCUAA